This is a messenger RNA of Scomber japonicus (chub mackerel), 1244 nucleotides long. RefSeq names its product neurotrophin receptor associated death domain (gene nradd). The record is from RefSeq and is a predicted model, not a curated record. Gene Ontology annotation, molecular function: death receptor activity; coreceptor activity; nerve growth factor binding. Lineage: Eukaryota; Metazoa; Chordata; Actinopteri; Scombriformes; Scombridae. The transcript has 6 exons. Gene Ontology annotation, cellular component: plasma membrane; cell surface. The coding region runs from base 1 to 1206 and encodes 401 amino acids. Gene Ontology annotation, biological process: Rho protein signal transduction.
AUGAGAGCCUUUACCAUCUGCGCGCUCCUUCUUUUAAAAGUUACUUUUGGAGAUGCCUGUGCCAGUAACCAGUACACUGAAUCAGGCCAGUGUUGCAGUCUGUGUCCUGCUGGUUUUGGAGUGGAGGUAGAGUGUGGGAAAGAGGAUACCAAGUGCACACCAUGCCCACAGGGAACAUUUUCUUCCUCUGAAGACCUUGGCCCUUGCCUCCCCUGCUCCGGGUGCCCACCUAGUGUCCCCACUGUGUCCUCUUGCUCUGCCACUGAAGAUGCACAAUGUGAAUGUGACAACGGCUUCUUCUUUAUGCGCGACUACGGCCUGUGCGCGCCUUGUUCCAAAUGCUCCCGUGGUGAGGGUGCUACACAGCAGUGCGGGCUACAGGGAGACACACAGUGCCAGAUCUGUGGCCAAGGAACCUUCUCUGAGGAGCAUGCUAGCACCAAACCUUGCCAGAGCUGCACAAUAUGCUCUGACAGUGAGGUGGAGAUCCGAGCCUGCAUGCCCAACUCUGACACACUCUGCAUGGAUAAAAGGCUGGACAUUCUGUCUCGCCCCGCUGAGACUGACGGACCCCAUGGCACUCCUCUCUGGCCAGGUGGAGAUGACUCGAUGGAGGGCAGGGAGACCAGUUCUGCUCCUGGAACACCCAAGUUUACCCCCCAGGAUGAGGAUGGCAACAAUAUUCUGGCUUAUGUCUCUGUUCUGGCUGCCGUGGUGCUGGGCUUGCUUCUUUAUGUUGCUUAUAAAUGCUGGAGAUCAUGUAAACAGAAGAAGGCUCUCUCCAAGGCCCGUGCAGCUGAGUUGGGAGCAUCUCCGGAGGGAGAAAAGCUCCAAAGUGACAGUGGUGUUUUUCUAGACUCUCAGAGCCUGCAGGACAAUCAGGCCAGCAAAGGUACUAAGAGGGAUAGCAAGCUGGACACUCGUCUGUACAUCAACCUACCCCCCCACAGACAGGAGGAGGUGGAGCGCCUCCUGCAGGAGGGAGGGGGCCGGGGUUGGAGGCAGCUGGGCGCAGCAUUGGGCUAUGAGACUGAACAGCUGGACCUGUUUGGGCGUGGAGAGGCCCCCUCUCACACACUCCUCUCUAACUGGGCCCAGAAAGAAGGCUCCACACUGGGACUGCUGUGCUCUGCGCUGGCUCGCAUUGAGAGGCCUGAUGUGGUAACAGCGCUUAACUGCCCCAUGCAGGGUACUUCUGUGGUCUGACAGCUCCUCAGACGCACAUAUGACAUUAACAGACUAAA